GGGUCUGUUUUCUAGGUGUCUAGCAACAGCUAUCAGCCCAGACAGCCGGCGGGCAACGGGAGCAGUAUUUCUACACUGUGUCUUCCCACGAUUAUUCGUUGCCAGGGGUGAUUAAAAAAAUAGAAAUAGUGAUAUAAAAAAACAACAACAACAACCCUGACCCCUGCACAGAGAUAUGAGCGGCAGCGGGCGGCCCAGGACCAGCUCGUUUGCUGAGCCGCCAGGUGUACCAGGAGCCUCCGCUGCGCCCGCCGGAACAGCCGCUGCCGUGGGGAGCAGCACAGGAAAGUCCGGGGUCGCGCAGGCCUCCGGCAGCAGCUCGUCGGGAUGCUCGAACCUAAAGCUCGCCCGAGACAGCGGGAAGGUGACGACGGUGGUGGCCACGCCGGGUCAGGGCCCGGACCGCCCACAGGAAGUCUCCUACACUGACAUCAAGGUGAUCGGCAACGGGUCCUUCGGAGUCGUAUACCAAGCUCGGCUCAUCGACAGCCAAGAGAUGGUGGCAAUCAAGAAGGUUCUGCAGGAUAAGAGGUUCAAGAAUCGGGAACUACAGAUCAUGAGGAAGCUGGACCACUGCAACAUAGUUCGACUACGUUACUUCUUCUACUCCAGUGGCGAGAAGAAAGAUGAAGUGUACCUCAACCUGGUGCUGGACUUUGUCCCUGAGACGGUCUACAGGGUUGCCAGACAUUUUAACAAGGCCAAGAGCAUCAUUCCUAUUAUAUAUGUGAAGGUGUACAUGUACCAGUUGUUUCGCAGUCUGGCUUACAUCCAUUCCCAGGGUGUGUGUCACAGAGACAUCAAACCCCAAAACCUGCUCGUCGACCCUGAAACUGCCAUCCUCAAGCUGUGUGACUUUGGCAGCGCCAAACAGCUGAUCCGCGGCGAACCCAACGUGUCGUAUAUCUGCUCGCGGUACUAUCGAGCCCCUGAGCUCAUUUUCGGUGCCACAGACUACACGGCAAACAUCGACAUCUGGUCAGCAGGCUGCGUACUGGCUGAGCUGCUGCUCGGACAGCCCAUAUUCCCUGGUGACAGCGGCGUGGACCAGCUAGUAGAGAUUAUCAAGGUGCUCGGCACGCCAACAAGGGAACAAAUCCGAGAGAUGAACCCAAACUACACAGAAUUCAAGUUCCCUCAGAUCAAAGCUCAUCCAUGGACCAAGGUGUUUAAACCACGAACCCCUCCAGAAGCCAUCGCUCUCUGCUCUCGGCUGCUGGAGUACACGCCGGCCUCACGCCUCUCUCCACUAGAGGCUUGUUCACAUGCCUUCUUCGAUGAGCUGCGUCUGCCUAACACACGACUGCCCAGUGGCCGAGAACUGCCAAUGCUCUUCAACUUCAGCACCACUGAGCUAUCAAUCCAGCCCCAGCUGAACUCAACCCUCAUUCCUCCUCACGCUCGCUCUCAUACAGCUGCUUCCGCCCACGAUGGUACCGGCUCAGAUUCCUCUCAGCACAGUUCAGUACCAGGAUCUCUUAACAGCAUCUGAAGCCGCCUGUCGCUGCCUGCCUGACAGCCCUCACCCUUAUCUCAGACACACACACACACACACACACACACACUUCACUUCACUUCACUGCUUUCCUCCGUGCUGCUUGCUCUCCUCUUAGAUUAUGUUUUUGUACAGUAACUGCAUUGAACAAACCAUUAGUUCCUUAGCUGCCAGGGGGGUUGAAACUGAGGCAGGAGAUUGUUACACACAAACACAGAGUUGUCUCGCUGCUGCUAAGGUGGUAUGUGAAGGUUCAAUAGUGGGGGCUGGUCCUCUGUAAUAUAACUUUUUUUUUUUUUUUUUUUUUUUUAAAUCAACAUUUUUUUUCCUCUCCCUUCUUUAUUUGUGUUUUAUUUAUUUUAAGAAAUGGAAAGCAUCAUGCUAUCACUCAUUUUGUCUCCUAAAGAGUUUUUGUUUUUCCCAUUUUUUUAUUAUAAUUAUUAUUAUUCAGUGUUUUUUUUUUUUAACAUACCUGUUGGUGUGUAAAGAGGUGAACUGCACACUGCCUGAGCAAAAACCAGAACUGACUCCAAAUAGGUCAUCAGGGUAAGAAAAAAAAAAAAAAAAAGAAAAAGAAAUGGAAAGUCAUUAUUCAACUCAGGAGAACGGAUGCAGGGACUGAUAAGUUCAUAAAGUCUUCAGUGACAUUAUUUUACCAACCGCAUGCCUGAUGUGAUGUUCAGGGUAAAAAUUAAACCUCCAGUCGUUGUGUAGUUACCUGCGAAGGUGGCUGGUGGAUGGGUUUUUUUGUUUUUUUUUCUCAUUUUUACAUUCUUAUCUUUAAAAAUCAUGUCUAAACCUGAAUUUAUGGCAAAGCAAUUAAAGAAGCCCGCCCCCCGAUCCUGAUUCACAACAUCCAGGAUGUUUGGAUGUAUAAAUAGGACUGAACACAAUCAGCCAACAGCCAAAUACAGACUCUGCCAGCUUUGUAUUCAGCCAGUCGUUUCCUACUUUACAGAUUUUUGUCUGGUAAAAAAAAAAAAAAAAGUGGAAGAAUAGCACCGUGACCUGUCCACAGAAAGAAUCCUAUUUUCUUUUUGGAUGCAUUACCACUCGCACUCAAACAUGGGUCAAAUCAACCACAGAUUUAUGCUCAGUCUUAGCUUGUAAUAGUGAUUUUAUUUUGUAUUUUACACAUCCAGGGAAAGGCAUCAAACAACACCUCUACUCAUACUCUUGUUCCUCGUCAACCACAAGAAACGUUUUUGUAAAUGUCACUCGUGAAGAAAAAUGUGUGAAUGCGACGCUCGGCAAGAAGCAGUUUGAGAUGAUACUGAUCUAGAUUUAAAAUAAGCUUUUUUUUUUAAUGUCAAAGUACUGUAGAGGCGCUCCUAGAUUACUGGACUUCAAUCCUGCUGCUUUGUGCUCAGAGCGCUUCCUGCUCUCCGUCGUAGCGAUCAGUAUCAGUUUAGUCGUCCGGGUUGAGGAUGACACGGCUUGAAAAGAAGAAGCAGCCGUAUCUAAUGAAUCUCAAUAGUCCAUUCUGUAUCAUAACAUCGAUAAUUUGUUACCAAAAUGUACUCGCUGAAAGAAAAAUAACCAAAAUGUACAUUGAUCCUUUUAACUCUCCGAAAGAGAAAACUCUGGCUAUACACAACAACUUUCAGUAGUUUCACGUGUUUUUGUGUCAGUGAGUCACAUCCUGAUGGAGAGAAACAGCGUUUUAUUGUGGAGGAAAAACAGCUGUGCUCAGAAAUGUCUUAAAGGUGUAUUCCACUAAAAUUGGCUAUAAUAUAUUAUCUGUUUUUAAACUUCAAAUUUCAAAGCAGGACUCCAGAGCUUUAGUGUCGUUAAAGGGGGUUACUGACAGUGGUUUUAAAAUCUGAUCAUGGUUUUAGAUAAAUUAAGGACCCCCUUGCUCUUACAUGUUUUCCUACUCAUCCCUUUUACAGUGUAUAAAUACAGAAUACGUUAAUACAUUAGGGAGGUUUUUGCCUGCUGUGAUCUUUUAAUUUUGCUCUAAAAAUCUGUUUUCAAUUCAUUUCUAAAUUCCCAGAAAGAAAGAAAAAAAGAAAACAAUUGGCACUUUUGGUGGAAUUCGCCUUUAAGCACAAAGAUCCUUCUUGUUCUGGUGUUUAGUGUAGAGAGAGAGAGAGAGAGCGAAGGAGAAAAAAAGUGUACUCCUACUCUGUGUGGAAACGAGCAAAAUGAUUGUUGGUCCUCCUGUUGAUUAAAAGCAGCAGACCAAACUAAACAAUGCUUGGAUCAGGAUUUCAUCAGCGGGGAGGAAAAAAAAUCUGUUGCUUUUAUUCGUACGUCAUGUAAAUCUGUUUAGUUUUUUUUUUUUGGAUGAGAGUUGGAUGUCAGUUAUCGGUAAAGUGGGUUUCAAACUGUACUUCAUGUCAAAUAUGAAAAAGACUGAAAACUUCUCCCUAGAGUUAUACAAGAAAUCAUCUUGUAGAAAAAAAAAAAAAAAAAAAAAAAAGUAGUCGAGGAUAAAAGAUAAAAUGGGACGUUUGCUUCAGUUCAUUAGUGCGGACGUGUACAGAAGCAACAUGGAUGAAAAAGGCUAAAUGUGAAUAGUAGCUAAAAACAUGAAUAUCAAAGCAGGUGAUCGUGUGUUUGUGUGAUCUUGUACUUCUAUUAUUGUGAGGACCAAUUUUGAAUUUAAUAAGAACGAGACAAGAAAAGAAAAAGAGGAGCCCAGAGAAAGCUAUCAUCUCAAUUAGCAUCCUCAUAAUAAGUAUAGAAAUACAAAUGUGUGUGUGUGUGUGUGUGUGUGUGUGUGUGUGUGUGUGUGUCUGACCAUACUCCAAACUGCAGUCUGAAAAAGCCAGUGUUUUAGGAUUUAGAGCAGUCAACAAUACAGAUUUUAGUAAAGCCGUGCAGACCACUUGAAAGUUUGUAGUAUAGUAUAUUUGAUACUAUCGUACCAUGCCUCCACCUGCUGUUUUUAAACUGCAUCCAUGUUGGUUUUGAACCUUUUUUUAAUACUAGUGACGGACUCUCUGAUGAGCCCCGAUGCUUUUUUAAUUCCACCACACUCGGCACAUUCACAUUAAUUAUAUAAAUAUAUAUAUGAGGAGAGUGGAGAGCUUCUUUUUUUUUCUUUUUUUCAUUCUCUUUCCUCAUCAAGGUUUUAAAAACUGGCGACCUCCCAGUCCAGUUGGGUCACUGCCGGAGAUAUUCUUCUGGUUUUCUUUCCUGUAAAGAGUCCAACCAGCAUGUUUGAUUAACUCAGCGGGGAGCGUGGGGUCGAUGCUGUUCACGCUCAGAGCUGUCAGACUCUCUGCGGCUAUGAAAAGGUGCGAGGAAUCAAACAUGGCUGAUUUUUCUCUUAUUUUUUUUUUCUCCCCCGUUCCUCCUCUUCACUUUCCUGUCUUCUCUUCUCGCACGUGUAAAUAUCACUGAUUUUUAUUUUUUUUUCUCUCUCCUCUUUUUACUUUUUAUUACAGAGUUGUUUAUAUCUUAUUUCCCUCUCAUUCUGUCGAUGAAGCCGUCUUAAUUUGUGCAUUUUUGUAAAUACGUUUCUUUUUUCACGAUUCCAAAAAUGUGUAAAUAUUGCAAAAGAGAAAAGGUUAAAAAAAAAGAAAACAAAAAAAAAAACAGCCUAAGCCUCAUGUUUGUUGAUGAUCUUUCUCUUUCUCUCUCUCUCUCUCUCGCUCGCCCUCUCUCACUCUCUCUAUUUUUCUUGUAGUCCAGUGAAAAUUGUAAAGUAAGUUAACUCAACCCUGUUCAGUCCUCUGUGGGACUUUCUGAUUGUUGAAUGAAUACGUCGAAGACUCUCUUCCAAAAAUUAUCUCUAUCUUCUUCUGGGUGGAAAAUACAUACACAAAUUUCAGUGUGCUGAUUUUUUUUUUUUUUUUUUAAAGCACCUUACUGGAAGUGGCUCGUAAGUGACUCAGAAUCACACUUUCUCACGUUUAACACCAGCCAACCUGCGCCGCCUCCGAGGAUCUUACUCAAUCCACAUUGCUUAUUUCAUUUUAUAGUUUAAUUUUGACCUCCAGUAUCUUCCUGCCUUUUUUUUUUUUAUUAUUCCUGCAGUUAAAAUCUGAUUACAACCUCCCUCCUGCUUCCAAAGUAACCAAAAAAAGAGGAAACGCAGUCACAUACACAGUUAUAUUUAAAUUGUAAAAAAAAAAAAGUAAAGCUUGAAAAGAGACAAAAAGCUGCUGCAGUUUCUACCUACCUUACCUAACCAUGACAAGCUUUUGGCACACUUACCACGUAGUAGAUAGUCAUAAUUUUGGAACAGAGCUCCUUUUUCUUAGUGUGUCGUAUCAGAUUGCAAUAUAUGAUUACUGUGCAGUAUUGAGAAAUAACGAUAAAUAAAUAAAUAAAUAAAAAGCUACAAGUCAAUGGCAUUUUCAGAGAAAGUGCAACAUCGUGACUUGAGUGAUCACAAAAGUGUUUAGUUGGACUUAGAAGUCGCAUUACGAUGUCCGGCUAGUACUUAACGUGGGCAUUUUUUUAUGUAUUAUGUGCUGUACGGCAUUCAGAAUUGCUGCUAAAGAUCACGAGAGAAGCAGAAGUAGAUAUUUGUAUUGCGACUGACUGCAGACAGAAGCUUAUUUUGCUGUUUGUGUGUGUGUGUGUGCGUGUGCGCGCGUGUGUGUGUGUGUGUGUGACCAGGCAUCAUGCAGACAUGUUCAAAUUCUUCUAACUUCCUGUUUUUCCUGUUAUUCUCUACUUCAUUUACACCACCUUAAGGGGAUCACUGCAUCUCUUUAAGUGGAUAAAUCACUUUGUUCUUGUCUGCUUUUAAUUUUUUCCAGUUCAAUGCUGUCGACUUUGAUUUCAUUUAUUUUCCCCCUGGUGGAUAGAUGUGUCAGAGAGAGAGAGAGAGAGAGAGAGGGAGGGAGAGGGUGAGAGAGAGAAAGAAAAAAACAAACCUGUUUGUCUCUGUUCUGUGUGUUGUAUGAUAUGGACUCAUUUACUGUAAUAAAGUGAUGAAACUGUG
Molecule: messenger RNA, 6398 nt
Organism: Scomber japonicus (chub mackerel)
Lineage: Eukaryota; Metazoa; Chordata; Actinopteri; Scombriformes; Scombridae
Gene: gsk3aa
Product: glycogen synthase kinase 3 alpha a
Exons: 11
Coding region: 176-1492 (438 amino acids)
Biological process (GO): insulin receptor signaling pathway; negative regulation of canonical Wnt signaling pathway; protein phosphorylation
Cellular component (GO): nucleus; axon; cytoplasm
Molecular function (GO): ATP binding; protein serine/threonine kinase activity
Source: RefSeq, a predicted model, not a curated record